Molecule: messenger RNA, 3598 nt
Organism: Phragmites australis (common reed)
Lineage: Eukaryota; Viridiplantae; Streptophyta; Magnoliopsida; Poales; Poaceae
Exons: 13
Coding region: 72-2984 (970 amino acids)
Source: RefSeq, a predicted model, not a curated record
ACAGGCCACAGCCCUAGCCGCCACCCCCCUCCAAUUCGCCGCAAAACCCUAAACCCCGCCGCGCCGCCGCGAUGGACUUCUACUCCGACGACUCGGAUCCCGACCUCGACGACGAUCUGCGGGAGGACCUCGACGCGCUGCGCCGUUCCUGCAUCCUCUCCGGCGCCGACCCCGACGCCGCCGUCGCGCACGUCUCCUCCCACCUCGCCGCCCCCUCGGCGGCGGAUAAUGAUGGCUCGUCGGACGACGACGAGGGGGAGGACGAGGACCUGGCCCUCGUCCGCAGCAUCCGCGCCAACCUCCACCUCAACAAGGCAUCGCCCGCGUCCCCCCUGCCGGAGGCGGACGCGGGCGCCUCCUCGGCGCGCCCGAUCUACACGUGGCCGCCGUCCGACACGGACGAGGACGAGGAGGACGACCUCGAGACGCUCCGCGCCAUCCAGCGACGAUUCUCGCACUACCAGUCCGGUACCUCUACUGUGUCACCGAAAAACUUGAAAUCUGAGGCAUCACAGGGAGUGCAUAGCGAACUUUUUGCAGAUGGGCCUGAUGAAGAGUUUGCUGUGCAGAAGCAGAAUGUAAAGGCUCUAAAUCGAACUGGGUUUCCAAAAGCUGCACUGUUAUUAGUGGAUGCUCUCAAGAAGAACAGAGCAUGCCAGAAGUUCAUUAGAAGGAAGAUGAUUACCAUUGAAGCAAAAAUUGAAGAAAAUAAGGAUCUUAGGGACCGCGUAAAAUGUCUUAUGGGCUACCAGUUAAGCUGCCGAAAAUCAAUUGGCAGAUUUUUAUGCCAGAAGGAGGAUCCUCGAGUCAGAUUGAUUUCCUCUCGAAAACCAGCUCAGCAGUGCGCAAAGAAUAAAUAUCGGAAGAUGCCUGCAUUAUUUCUUGGCCCAGCUGAGAACAUGCAUGUUUCGAAGUAUAAAAUGGUGCUGAAGCAAUUCCCAAUGUCACUUCAGAAGAAACCAUGGUCGGAUGCAGAGAAAGAUAAACUUGCCAGAGGAAUAAAGCAGCAAUAUCAAGAAACAUUGAUUUUGGACUCGAUGAAUAACGGAAGUGCCAUUGGUGAAUUCAAUGCUGUUGAUAUGGCAUAUGCACUGACGAAUGCUGCAGUCAAUUUUGAGGUGACUCCGGAAAGUCUCAGAUCAGUCCUGGCAUUAAUAAACUGGGAUAAAAUUUCUGCUAUGUACUUGCCUGGUCGAUCUGGUGCUGAAUGUGAAUCGAGGUGGCUAAACUGUGAUGAUCCAUUGAUUAAUCACAAUGCCUGGACUGCACAGGAGGAAAAAAGACUUUUACUAAUUAUUCAAGAAAAAGGAAUGUGUAACUGGAUUAACAUUGCAGUUACAUUGGGUACUCACCGGACUCCUUUCCAAUGUCUUGCUCGUUAUCAACGAAGUCUUAAUCCCCACAUAAUGAAGAAGGCCUGGACCAAAGAGGAAGACCUCCAACUUCAAGCUGCUAUUGAGACCUUUGGUGAUAACUGGCAACUUGUAUCAGCUAGCUUGGAUGGUCGCACUGGCAAUCAAUGCUCUAAUAGGUGGAGGAAAACCUUGCACCCUAAAAGGACCAGAGUGGGCAGAUGGGAUCUGGAUGAGGACAAACGCCUCAUGGUAUCUGUCAAGCUAUUCGGAUCUGGCAGCUGGAGUAGGAUUGCUCAGUUCGUUCCUGGUCGCACACAAACUCAAUGCAGCGAGAGGUGGUGUAAUGUUCUUGAUCCAGAUAUCAAUAUUGAGGAGUGGCGACCUGAAGAAAAUUCCAAGUUAUUGGCUUCAGUAUCUGAGUUUGGGCCUUGCUGGGCCAAGAUUGCUAGGGUGAUUAUUCCUCACCGUACUGAUAGUAUGUGCUAUAGACAAUGGAGAAAACUCUGUAAACAUGAAGUGCCUUCAGUUAAAGCGGCCAGUCAAAUAAAGAAAGCUAUUUUUCAAACCAAUUUUGUUGAUAGAGAAAAAGAGCGACCUGCAAUUGGCCCUGGUGACCUAAUAUCACUUGUGCACUCCAAAGGUGACGAAUGUGACGAGAACACUGGAAGGGGUAGAUCUAAAAAUCAAACGGAAGAGAGUUUAGCCGUGUCUGAUGGUCUCAACAAUUCAUCUAGCGUCCGUAGCAGAUCUAGAAAGAGGAAAUCUACCACUGACGACAGUGUGGCUGUACAAAAUAGAAUGAGGGGAUCUAUCCCUGUGGAUAAUGAGGCUGUCCCAAAGGAAUUGAGGGGCACUAUCAGUGCUGAUAAUGAGGUAGGAACAAAUAGAACGAGGGACCCUGUCUCUGUUGGUGAAGAGGGAGUAGUCAAAAAGAGAACGAGGGGCUCGAAAUCUGUUGGCAAUGAGGGAGUACUCAGAAAGAGGAUGAGGGGCUCUGUCAGCACUGAUAAUGAAGCAGGAACAAAUAGAAUGAGGGACCCUGUCUCUGUUGGUGAAGAAGCAGUAGUUAAAAAGAGAACUAGGGGCUUGAAAUCUGUUGGCAAUAAGGGAGUUGUCAGAAAGAGGAUGAGGGGUUCUAUUGGCACUGAUAAUGAGGCAGGAACAAAUAGAAUGAGGGACCCUGUUUCUGUUGGUGGAGUAGUCAAAAAGAGAACGAGGUGCUCGAACUCUGUUGGCAAUGAGGGAGUUGCCAGAAAGAGGAUGCAGGGUUGUAUCUCUGUUGGUGAUGAGGGCAUAGUCCAAAAGAGAAUGAUGGGUUCUGUCUCUAUUGAAAAUAAUGGUGGUGUUACGAAAAGGAAAAGAGUGUCAUCAAGCAGGAAAUCAGCUAAAGAUAAUUCGACAGCAGAUGGUAUGGCAAAUGCUGCCCCUGAGUUGGACCUUCCAAUUGUGCCUUCUGAAGAAAGAGUUGUUGACGCUGGAACUGUGAAUAAGGGGAAAAGAAAGUCAACCCCAAGACCCAAGCAGAUAAACAUGUCUGAAGGGGCUGCUAAUAAACACUCCACAUUCGAGCGACUUGCCAAUUGCUUGUCCUUUGCCCGGAUGAAUGGAACCAACAGGAACAGAAGAUAAUUGAAGUUGAGAAAGCAUUCCUUGAAAGAGUUUAGUUUCUUCUAUGAAGGUGAUUUUUCCUAUCAAGAUUGACGGGAGUAACCUUUGAGAAAUAAAGAAGAGUUAAAAUGAGGCGCAGACGAUAUACUUGGUAUGUUCAAAGGUAGUAAAAUAUCAAUAGCAGUAUUCAAGCUUCAGAGAGGAGAAAUGAUCUUAUCGUGUGGCUCUGUUUAGGAUGGUGCCCAAUAAGCUGGAGGCUAAUCAGGCACAGUGCCUUGUAUGUGCGACUGCGAUGAACUCUGGAUCUCAGUAGCUCCGCUGCUGAUUCCUUUCCUGAAGGAGUCUUUGUUCAAACAGAACCACCGCCACCCUGGAUGUGAUUUGUUGAUGCCAAACUGGUACACCGUUCAGAGUGAGUGAGUUCUUGCAAAGAGUAUCACUUAAGUUUUCGUUUAGGUUCGAAUUGGACAUGGUUGUAUCUAUGCGAAUGUUCUCCGAAAGGUUUUCAAAUCUUGGUUGGGGAACGAAAAUGUACGGAAUGAAAUUGACCUGUUCUUUGAAGGCCUGGCGAAUCGUUCCCAGUUGGUACGUUUUACUUGGUACCGGCGUUAAUGAAUUUUUUCGUUGAUUCUGCA